Molecule: messenger RNA, 3226 nt
Organism: Acipenser ruthenus (sterlet)
Lineage: Eukaryota; Metazoa; Chordata; Actinopteri; Acipenseriformes; Acipenseridae
Product: endoplasmic reticulum membrane adapter protein XK-like
Exons: 3
Coding region: 741-2114 (457 amino acids)
Cellular component (GO): membrane
Source: RefSeq, a predicted model, not a curated record
ACAUCCUAAACUUGUUGAUCAGACACUCUUGCUCACAACAACAGAUCUAGGCUGGUCUCUGCUUCGAAGAUUUGCAUGAAAACUCAGUGGUACACUGUAACAACAAACGAACUGGCAGUUGGCUGUUGGAUUUAACAUGUAUGAAUGGGGGCUCCUAGCCCUUCAAUCUGCUUUGGAUUGCCAGCAGGAUUCGUGAUGUGUUCGUGUUUUUUCCAAGGACCGGCGACACGUGCGGGAAAGGGGCUGCUGUAAAAGGAUCGAAACGGUAUUCAGUUCUAUUUAUGCGCUGAAGAAACUGUUUUCUUUACUAUGUUGGGUGGAACCGUGUCUGUUGGAAAUAUCGACUGAACUGUAGUUAUUGCAGAUUCGUAUUUUUUUCUCCCACGUAGCAUACAUGCAAGUCGUGGUGUCUUCCUUGAGCUGUUUUUGUAAUUUGGCAAGUGGAUUAUUUUGCCAAGCAAGUUUUUAUUUCUGAAAAUUCAGAAACUUAAAAGUAUCACAAUUCUGAAACAAAAAAACACUAUUUGUUACUAUAAAAAAAAAAAAAAAGCGUUUGGAACCUAAACAAAAACAGACGCGAGAUGUCAGAUGUUGCUAUUUAUAUGAAAUCGAAUUCGGCGUGAGAGCCUGAUCGUGAACGUGUUGAUGAGAAAAGGAAACCAUCAAAUAAACAAAAACCAUCAGGACUCGUAUAACUGUUUAUUUCGGUUAAAAGAAGUGGACAUAUUUAUUUUGGUGAAAUGGAAAAAAUGUGCGAGAGUGCCGAAGAAGUAGUCGUGGACCAGCAGCCCCCGACCCAGAACGGGUAUGUGAUCCACUCCGGCUCGGAUGUCAGGCCACCAUUCAGCAUCCUGAUCGCCACCACGCUGUACUUUGCCGAGUUCGUGACCGCGGCGGUGCUGUGCUAUCACUACAGCCGGUCUGAAGACCCCUUCUGGUUGGGCCUGACCAUCACCUUCAUGCUGGUUCCGUCUGUUCUGAUCCAGCUGGCACUGACGUUCAUCCACAGGGACCUGGGGCGGGAUCGACCUCUGGUCCUGCUGAUGCACUUGCUUCAAAUGGGUCCCCUGAUCAGGUGCAUCGAGGCUCUGGUUGUGUACUUCCGCUCCGGGAAAAGGGAGGAGCCUUACGUCAGCAUCUCCAGGAAGACCCGUCUGAAGCACGGGAUCGAGACGGAGCUGGAGAGCGAGGUCGGGCACUCUGCUCGCAAGCUAGCCGAACAUCGCAACGCCUUCAAACGCACCGCCGUCAUUCAGGCCUUCCUGGGCUCCACCCCCCAGCUUACCCUGCAGCUCUACGCCACCAUCCAUCAGAAAUACCUCUUUACAACCAGAGUCGCUCUGAUGGGGAUCACGCUCGUCUCCAUCACCUACGGAGCCCUGGUCUGCAGCGUGCUGGCCAUCCAGAUCAAAUACGACAACUACAAAGUGCAGCUGCGGCCGCUGGCCUACCUGUGCCUCGUGCUGUGGCGCAGCCUGGAGAUCGCUACGCGGAUGACCGUGCUCGUGCUGUUCUGUACCGCGCUGCGCUACUGGAUCUUCCUCGUGGCUCUGGUCAACAUGCUCUUCCUCUUCUUCCUGCCCUGGGUGGAGUUCUGGAGGAAGAAGGCCCCACUGCCGGAGAACGUGGAGAAGAACUUCAGCAAGGUGGGCACCACAGUGGUGCUCUCCAUGGUCACCUUCCUGUACGCCGGCAUCAACAUGUUCUGCUGGUCGUCCGUGCAGCUGAACCUGGCUGACCGGGACCUUAUCGAGAAGUCUCAGAGCUGGGGCCGCCUGGCCCUCUACUACACUGUGCGCUUCCUGGAGAACUCCAUCCUCAUCAUCCUCUGGUACUUCAAUAAGACGGACUUCUUUGAGUAUUACUGCUCGCCGCUGCUGGUGGUGCAGCUCAUGAUCACCUACAGCCUGGCCAUCUUCUUCAUGCUGGUCUUCUACCAGUACUUGCACCCCUGCCGUCGGCUUUUCACCCACAACGUCAGCGACUGCCUGCACUGCGUCUGUCUCAGGCGUAGAGGUCCUCCCAGGCACACCCAGGUGCCGCCCCUCCCCGACCUCACGAGUGAAAUCCGGGAAACGGACCUGACCGAUGACAUCCUGAUGGACGCAGCUUGAGCAGGUCAUGCUGAUUUGGGAACAGGAUUCAGGCGCAGAUGUGGAGCCAAGGAGCCAUUCAGGUCUGAUUGCUUUGGGCUUCCCGUAGACCGAAGUAAUCAAAGCUCAUCAGGCCAGAGCAAUCAAGAUGUAGAAUUGCUGUUUGGACAGGCCCGGUGGUGACAAGCCUGGCAGUUGAACAUAGUGUGGGUUUUCAUUUUAUUUGUUUGUUUGUUUUGUUUUGGGGUUUUUUUUUGUUGUUUUUUUUUAUAAGAGCCGUUUUAAAUAUACAUAUUUUAUCAAUUCAGUUUGCUCAGGAUCUGUUAAAAAUAUAUAUACUACCAAAUUCAAUGUACUUCACCUGUAUUUGACAUUUCAUUUUUCCAUCCUUGUGAAAAGAUUAGAGCUCUAAGAAGGUAGACUACGUUUGUAUCAUCUGUAACGAGAACUCAAUACUGCUGAAUUUAGAAAUACUUAAAUUAAACUCAAACUAAAUAGUUACAUAUGAUAAGAAUGCAGGCUAUCGAAAUAACCACGUGCUGUAGAGACUGGGUCUGCAUAAGGCACUGGCAGCAGCAGCAGUACAAGUUGCUGUCCUGCAGAGAGGCAGAACAAUGCAAGGAGAGAGAGUGGAUUUAUAUUGUACCACAGGACCACAGUGGAGCUUGGCAAAAAACACACACAUUGAGAACAAAGCCCUGCAUUGAUACGGGACUAUCUAGAGGACUUGCUUGAAAAUAUAUAGAAAUAUACACGCCAUAUCUAUUAAACAGCACGGGUCCAUUUGGUUAACCCUCCUGUUAUUGCAGGUGUGUCAUGGUGCAUGCUAUGGCGCACUACGCCAGCAGAGGGCGCUCUGUAUGUAUGGAUCUCAUUAAAGGAAUCUGAUCUGUUUUUUUUUUUUUAUUUCUUUAUUGUUAAUGAAGUACAUUUCUCAGCCAAUCAGGUGGCCUUGGAUCAGUCUAGCUGUGAAAUACCUCAUGUACUUGUAGAUCUGAUAAGUAACACCAUGCUGUACUGCUGAAGUGAUGUUUGUUUACAACUAAUGUGCCUGUGUGCUACUGCUUCGGUACAUGAAGAUUACAUUAAAACAAUGUAAAGCUUGAUAAAGAGUAAAUGCCUUUGGACUCUUC